This is a messenger RNA of Gasterosteus aculeatus aculeatus (three-spined stickleback), 2999 nucleotides long. Lineage: Eukaryota; Metazoa; Chordata; Actinopteri; Perciformes; Gasterosteidae. The record is from RefSeq and is a predicted model, not a curated record.
AAAAUAUAAGGAACAAUUGUGCUGCUCAUCUCAUAUAUUUUCUGGACUUUAAUCUUCGAUUGAUAUUAAGUUUAAGAUCACUAAUUUGCAUAUUGAUAUCCCAAAGACAAUAAAAUCAUGCACAACAUUUAUUUUUCAAAGUGCAUCAGUCUUCAUACUGCUCUUUUUCAAGUUAACGCAUAGAGCCGCGUGAAUCCGAGAUGACCGUAUAACAGUGUUGCAUAUGAAAAAGGUUGAUUGACAUGCGAUCCUCGCGUACAUCUGCUGAAUACUGCUGAAAUCGUUCAUUUAAAUCCAAGGGUAUUAUCUUCAUAACGAAACAUCCGCGUGAGGUGCUAUUUCAAAUCAAAGUUCCAAUCCUGAGAUGUCUUUUUUGUACUAAACGUAUUGUGUUCUGAAUUUUGAUUAGCAUUAUUCUUAUUAUUGUUAGAAGUAUUGUCACCAUUGACACUAAAUUCAUAUUGGUAUUGUUGUUAUUAUUUAUAUGAUACAUUUUUUCCACUUUGGUUAGGUUGAGCGACAAAUGACACGCAGAUAAUCCACGUGAAGCACUUGUUUUGGGUUUCUGACAGUGUCAUUCUUUAAAUGAUCUGGUUAACUGAACUGAUUAAAAUGUUAAUAGGAAGCCAAAAAAAAAAGAAAAGAAAAAAGGCAUCAGGUCGCAUCUCAAGAGGUGACGUUCACGGCGGGGUUGGUCCUCACCUAUAAAACAAGAGGCGCGCCUGAGCGCAGCUUGCGCAUCGAAACGAUGCUGCCCUCCAACACCACGGAGUCUGCGGUGGGAGGCGGGAUCCCCCUCUCGGUGGCUUUCGACGGUCCCGCCGAUUACUUCAUUUUCAUUUUCCAGAUCCUGUUCGCUACCACCACCGUGCUGGUGGCCGGGCCCGUGGUUGUCACCAUCUUGGCCACCAGAGCCCUCCGCCUCCAGAACCGGUUCCUGUUCAUGCUGAGCACCAGCAUCUGCGACACCCUGGUGGGCUUCUCGGUGUAUUAUCUCGGUCUGUUCGACGUUCACGAGGAACACCCGUCCAGGAAUGGAACGUAUAACAUCCUACCCUCGCUUCUGGGGAUCAACAUACUGACGUUUAUGUUCGCGCAGUUCGACCGGUACUUCGCCGUGUGCCACCCGUACGCGUACAGCCGCUUCAUCAGCAGGAGGCUCGUGGUCGGCGUCAACGUGUGCUGCUGGCUCUACAACUUCGCCCACCUGGCCGUCAGGAACCUGCUGCCGCCCUCCAAAGCGUUCCAGCUGUACGUCUCCAGUAUUAUAUUCCUACAGAUCAUCGUGGUCACCAAAGUGGUCAUGACCGUGAAACUGUACGUGGUGGCCCGGGUCCAGGUGGAGAGGGAGCCCCCCGGCGCGGAGAAAGAGAGCAAGAAGGAGUCCUUGAAGAUCCUGAUCUUCGUGGUCGUCAGCUUCUUGGCGCUGUGGGGCCCGUCGUUUGUGAACAUCAUUGUCAGGUUUGGAUCAGGAGGAGGGCUGAGGUUUAGGAACGACGCCACCAACGUGUUCGCCAUCAUGGCCCGCUUCAACGCGGUGUGCACGCCGUCCGUGUACAUCUGGGGGAGUCCGGCGCUGAGGGAGGGCCUGGUCCGGACCGUGUGGGGCAGAGUGUGUCCGAGGUGCCACAAGAGAGUCGGGGGGGACCCGACGGCCCGGACGUGACGAGAACAACGAGGAACACAUCGGCCGGCUGAAGCGUUUGGAUUGAAAUGUAUAUGCAGGUUUUUGACCAAACACUUCUUACUGCACCCGGCUAUAUCAGAAAAGUUAAAGAAAUCUUUUAGACAGUGUAAUUCAUUGUAGAUAUGUGUUUUAUAUUUAUCACGUUUAUAUUGUAAUGCGAGGGUGGGAAGUAUCUUUCUCUAAAAUAUCUGUCCAGGUGAUCAUGACCAGGGAAGAGCCCGUCUGUACAUAAACUGAAAGAAUAUAUAAUUAUAUCUAUUGAAAUCAUUUGUUUUCCUAACUGCUUCGUUCGCUGGGUGGUGAAUCGCGAGGCUCAUUUUAAAACAACAUGAGUUAACACAUAUUUAGCUUUUGUGGUGUUUUAAUAUUUAGUACAUGAAGUGUAUUCUGUUGUGGUUUGAGGUUGACAGCUGCUUUUAUACAUCCAUAUUCAGGGAAUCAAAGGAGAAAAAAAACUUCUAUUGUUGAGCUGUCUCUAACUCUUUAUAGAACAUUAAGUAGAAGGAAUGAGGAAUAAUAAAGCUGCACCUACAUCUCUAAUUGUUGUUAAAUUAUUAAAAAAAAUAUAUAAAAUCAACAGACAGCACCUUUCCUCAGGGAGGAUGAGUAUUGGCAUUAGUUAAAUAUUAACCCCACCGAGUCCACAAACCAUUAUCCAAAUGGAAAAACACCAAAACACUUACUAACACAAAUGUCAUUUAUUUUCAUUCAAUAUCUUUAAUUUAAUAAUCAGUAUGUCAAUUUCUUCUAAGGGACAAUGCAAAUGUACAGGCUCUAUAAUGACUUUCACAUAGUAAGGCAAUAGAAUGUGGAAUUAUAAACUAUGCUACAUUACCCAUAUGUGGUAGACCUUAUAAAGUCUGCUUUUCUUCUUUAAAUCCACAUGAAUAAACAACUGAAUACAGCACUAUAUGUGUAACCUCUGCUUUCAUACCAAAUGUGCCUUAAAGUAAAUUGGUGCAUCAGUGCAUCAUCAGCUAGAUCAAAUGAAGACAAAGAAAAAAUCCUGUGAAAAUUGCAGAAGGCUCAUUGUGGACACCAGCCGCUCCCUAUAUGGAGACAGGACAGCAGGGAAAAUUACAGAUGUUAAAGAACACUGUUCAAGCAGCAGACAGUCCAAUAAAAUGCAUUCAAGUCCAGUAAGUCUAUUGCAUCAUUAUAACGUCUCUAUGUUCUACCUUAAAUAACUGGAAGGGUAACUGGAAACUUGCAAAGACGACGCGCCUUGCUGCAGAAGCCAUAUAGGAUCUUCAAAGCAAAACUUGAAACUAGCUGGUCAGCAGGUUGACAUUUUGCUAAAGAUCGUACAUGA